CCCGAGCGAGCGGCGGCCGCAGCACCCCGGUCUUGCUAUUGCAGCGCGACUUCCCCAGCCGCCUGGCAUGAGCCACGGGAAGAGAACCACCGACAUGCUCCCGGAGAUCGCCGCCGCCGUCGGCUUCCUUUCCAGUCUCCUGAGGACGCGGGGCUGCGUGAGCGAGCAAAGGCUCAAGGUGUUCAGCAGGGCGCUCCAGGACGCACUGACCGAUCAUUACAAACACCACUGGUUUCCAGAGAAACCAUCCAAAGGCUCUGGCUAUCGCUGUAUCCGCAUCAACCACAAGAUGGACCCCAUUAUUAGCAAGGUGGCCAGCCAGAUUGGACUCAGCCAGCCCCAGCUCCAUCGGCUGUUGCCCAGCGAGCUGACCCUGUGGGUUGAUCCCUAUGAAGUGUCCUACCGCAUCGGGGAGGACGGUUCCAUCUGUGUCCUGUAUGAGGAGGCUCCAGUGGCUGCUUCCUAUGGACUCCUCACUUGCAAGAACCAAAUGAUGCUGGGCAGAAGCAGCCCCUCGAAGAACUACGUGAUGGCUGUCUCCAGCUGAAUAGGAGACAUCCUACCCGGGCACUCUACUGUUCUCAUACUGCCGUGACAACAGACCACCGUAUACCUCAACCUGGGGAACUGUAUUUUUAAAUGAAGAGCUAUUUAUACCUUAUUUUUUUUUUUUUAAGAAAAGAGAAAAAAACCAAAAGUUUUUUUUUUUUUUUUAAAGAAAGAAAAAAAUCUUAAAGGGAGCUGCUUGGAAGUGGCCUCCCCAGGUGCCUUUGGAAAAAGCUGUUAUUGAAUUUGUGAGCCAGUGUUUGCCUAGGGGAGUGGUUUGGGGAUUGGCCUAGCCAAGGUAGAGGGGGAUUCUUGGCUGAUCCCCCAGGAGUUGGUGAAAGGGAGGAUGGUGAAAGGGAUGAAGUAAGGUUAGCAACUGUGAAUGGGAGGAGUGAGGAUCUUCCCUGGGUUAGCUUCCCAGCUGGGAUGCCUGCAUGCCUGGUUCCUCUCUUACUCAGGGGCAUUCAAGCCUGGUCUUAAAUAAUACUACAUUGCCUAAUCUUCUGUUUUUCUGCUGAGACCCUGGGUAGAGUGGAAGACUCUCCUCUUCCUUCUGUUCUAAGCAGGUUCUCUUGAAGUCGCAUCUCGUUCCUGAGUCUGCCCUCGGGGGCCUGGAAAGGUUGUUUCCCAGCCCAGAAUCUGUGUGAAUAUAUUUGGAGAGUGGGGUGUAAGGCGGGUGAGCAAGGACGCUGGGUGCAGAUGGAAGGCACCGCACAAACCCUUUGCUGUGCUGCACUGCUUUGUAUGGGUGGAUGGCGAAUAAUUGAGGGGUGAUUUGCAAUGGAAUCUUGGGACCCAAAGAGGGGUGGUUCCCCCCUCCCCACUUUUUUUCCCCUAAACCCUCUUUUGGGGAACCACGUGAAAGUUCAAAUGCUGCUACCAUUCCUUUGAGAGGUGGCUCAGAGCUCCAGGGGACCCCAGGUCCUUUCUUACUGCCUUCUCUUCAAGACCCCCAUCUCCCUCUCCCCACUUUCAUGUGGCUGGGGCCUGGAGGCCCUGUUUCCUAGGGCAGGAGUUCUCAGUCGCCACUGUGCAAUAGUCCCAGGAAACUCUUUAAGACUGGGCCUCCCAGCCCCUCCUGGCGCCCUGGUGGGUUCUGGCUGGCUGGUGGGCCUUGCAGAGGUCUUCCUGGGCUGCAGAGAGCGUGCCUGCCUGCACACCGCAGGACUGGGUGGUAUUGUGUCGGGCUGCCACUAAGAGCCACACUUUGGGCACAGCUUUAUCUCCUUGGUACUCAGAGCAGCUGUGGGGGAGGUCUUCUCUCUCACUAAAAUCCAAAUUUGUCUGUAGAUGUGUGCAAUAUAUACUGUUAUGGGCUGGAGGAAAUUGGAUAACACUGGGAGGAAAUGGCUCUCCUUCAGGUUCAGUGACACUGCUGAGGGUCAUCAGAAGACCCGAGUCUCUCAACCUGAAGGAUGGAUAAACCUAGAGUCAGCCUAUCACUCUCUCCUUAAUGAGGAAUCCUCUCCCUGUUUCUCUCCAUGGCCAUGGCAUCCCGUUUCCUGGAUUUCCUGACUCCUCAGUUUCCACUCAAAGGUGCUAUUUUCCAAACAGUGCGCAGCUUGCUUGGGCGCUCCCAGCUUCGCUCAGCCUUCCCAGGCGGCUUCACCUCUCUCGUUUUAAAGUUAUCUCUGGGCUCACAGACCCAAGAGCUGUGGGUUGAAACAAAGCUGUGAAUUACUACAGAUGGUUCUCCUGUGUUGUCCGCAAACAGGUCCCUGCCUCUUUAGAAGCAGCCUCCUGGUCUCAUGCUGAGAUCUGUUCCUGCUCUCUUGUUGAUGUUCACUUUAAAAAUGACAAACCCCCCCAGAGCAGGACUGUUGAGCAGGCCUGUCUCUAUUAUUAAGUAAAAAAUAAGUAAUAGUGAUACGUUUGUAAGCUAUUCUGACAGAAAAGACAAAGGUUACUAAUUGUAUAAUAGUGUUUUUAUAUGGAAGACUGUAAAGCUUAUGAACAUAUGUACACUUUUGUUUUUAAUAAAAAUGUAGCAGAUCA
Messenger RNA from Phodopus roborovskii (desert hamster), 2541 nucleotides. It is a transcript of the gene Btg2, whose product is annotated as BTG anti-proliferation factor 2. NCBI's taxonomy places the organism in Eukaryota, Metazoa, Chordata, Mammalia, Rodentia, Cricetidae. Gene Ontology annotation, biological process: negative regulation of mitotic cell cycle; negative regulation of cell population proliferation. The record is from RefSeq and is a predicted model, not a curated record. Gene Ontology annotation, cellular component: nucleus; cytoplasm. The coding region runs from base 68 to 547 and encodes 159 amino acids. The transcript is spliced from 2 exons.